AUGGAAGGAGAGCCCGAGGCUGAGCCAGGGGCUGGGGAGCAGCUGGAGCACCAAAGGCAACGUGCAGAGGACGAGUGGAAGCUCUGGCAGGGAGGACAGGUCAGGAACACGCUGCACCUGGUCUCCGCCGUGGCUCAGUGGAUUUUACUGCUUGCCUGCCUGAUUUACCUGGGUCUACAUUUUCUGCGGCCCUCGAAGACCCAGAGUGACAAAGUGCUGUGGACCCACAUCCGCUACACAGGUGAAAGCGCGGAAGGAGCAGCCGUGAACCUCACUGCGGAAUUAGGGCCCAUCCAGGUCAGGAACGGCUCCAUCCUGGUCCCCUGCGACGGCCUGUACCUCGUGUCCCUGAGGAGCUCCAUCUUCCUGCAGAGGGCCGGCGUGGAGCUGAAGCUGUCCCUGCAGGUCACACAGAAGACCAUCAGACAUGUGCCGUGGGAGGAGACUUUCCAGGGCAAUGAGAGCAGGGUGAACCUCAGCACAGUGCUCUACCUGUUCGAGCAGGACAGCAUCACGCUGUGGACCAGCUCCAACGCCAACAUCUCGGACCUGACCUUUAGCCUGGUGUUAGUAGGCGAGAACAAGUCCUAGCUGCAGGAGCUGAAGAGCAGCACGGAAAGCACAGCCUUCCCCACCGAGCUGUAGGUUUUCUACUUGUACAGGCAGGUUGCUCCAGAACCCCUCCGUGGGGCUGUGGAGGGCUCGGUGGGAGUGCAGAUGAACCACAGGUUUUAUAUAGUGCAUGCAGGAUUCGCCUCUUUGGAGCUCUCUGCAGCUGAUUUGCUACCCAGGAUGGAUCUUUCCAGCACUGGGGAAAGGGAUGCGUGAAGCUCUUGAGAAGAACAGAAAUGAAAACCAAAGAAAGUCACCCAAGCUUAGCUCAUAUUCGGAGAAACCCUGGGUUUCCCUAUUUACUUAACAGUAUGUGCAUAUAGUAGAAAUGUGUUGUGUUUUUUCUCAAAUAAAAGUCUGGUGAGUCAGGAAGAUACCUCAAGUGUCUUGAAGCCCCUUGGAGUGGGAGAAGCACAAAUCUGCCCAGCAAGAUGGCAAAGAGGGAAGAGGCAGCAGGAGAUGCCUUUGGAGCGAGCCAGAUAAAGGCUGUGUGAGAGGGAAGGGCCGUGAGAGAAGGUGGUGUUUGGAAAUGAGCUGACAGGACUGCACUGGGCAGCAGGAGCACUGGCUGUGGAGUUUUGGGGAGCAGCCUUUGAGAGCGGAGCCCCACUGGGGCUGUUCCAGCUGUCUGCAGACUACUGAUGCCCAUCUGCUGGGACAUCCACCUCUUGAGAUGUAAGGCCUCAGAGGAGAACCUCCUUCAAGCACGCACACGCUGGCUUGACCCAAAAGUGAUCCAGGCACACAAAAAGUUGGGCAAACUUGUGGUGAGCUCUCUCUAACGGGCCAAGGGGAAGCUGCAGGUCUGCUGUGCAGCCUUUCCUCAGGGAGGACUAGGAUGGUUCUCAUGACUGCCCUUGGCUUUGUCCCACAGGUGUGCUCCAGAGGUUCCCAGGCACGGCCUCCACGGGGCACAGCACACCUGCCUGGCUGCUGCUGCAGUCAGACCUCUCUCAGUGACCCGGGGCUGCUCCUGCCUGCUCUCAUUGCAGCUGCUGCAGACAGGUCCUGCCCAUGCUGCAGGCAGCCCCUGACCCCAGCACAGCCAGCAGCUGGGGGGUUUUUGCUUGCAGCAAAGGCAGAUUUUAACUACGUGUCAGUUUUUGACCUUGUGUCUCCCAAGGAACUCCAUCAACGUUUCAGCGUGUCGCUGCUGGCUGCACACUCCAGUGACAAAAGUCUUCUGUCAGAAGUAUUUAUGUAUUUAAAUGAUGGGCAUAAGAAUGUUACCCCAGAUUGCUCAGAAACACUGGGAAGGGUUCAGAGCAGGUUGUCAGCACCAAACUCCUCUUUGAAAAUGCUUCCAAUGCUCUGGGCUGUUCCUGCUUUGCAGGACUGAUGCACUCAUGGCUGCGCACUCCAGCAGGCUCAGGUGCUACAGGCAACUAAGGACAUUCUGCAGGCCUUGCAGAGCUUUCCUGGGCUUUAGGCUAAGGAGCUUCCCUACCUGGGCCAGGCCAGAGCCUCAGGGGAAACUGGCUGAAGCAGUCAACUCAUGUAGUGCCAAGAAGCAGCUUCUCUCCCCUCAACUGAGAAGCUGUGGCUGACUUGCACCCACAGGAUGCUCAUCAUUAAGGGAUAUUUUGGGCUUUUAUCUCACCACCAGGGGAACUGAAGGCAGCUGCACCCUGCCCCGAGGCUGGGGAUUGUCACUCCCCAGCAGAAGUGAGAACGUGUUUCUCUUCCUAAAAAAUAAUACAUUUUUCCUUUGCAACAUUUGGGCUUGUAGUGUCCCUUGGAGGCAGAGGCUGGUGGAGAACAGCUCUAUUCAGCCAGGCCAGUGCACCCAGUGUUUAGGCCACCCCUUGAAGAAGCUUCAGAAAUUUGCAUUUUCCUACGCCCUUUGUACCAUGGCAGAGGUUUCUUAAGUAAAAGGUUAAGAUUCAACAAAUAAUUCUACAAGCUAAAAUUUAAGUGCUUAAUUCAUUUUGUUAACUCAAGUGAACUCCAAAAAUCUCCAUUUCAAGUGCACCCAGGGUUUAGGCCACCCCUUGAAGCCAGGGCUGGGGAAGUGCAAGGCUGGACCAGGCAGUUGCUGACUACAGAGGGGCAGCACAUUCUUUUUCCUGCGCUUCCAGUCACGGAAAGGAGACCUCGUGGUGUGUCCUCUGUGAUGGAUGAGUAAUUGACUCUCACAAUUAACAGACAAAUAUCAUGAAUAUUGACAAAUAUCAUGUAUAUAUGUUAAGAAAAGUCUUAUAGAUUUAUAGUUAUGUUCUACGCCCUUGCGUUGUUACCAAGGGACAGCCGCGGUUGGGACAUUUGGGAGGGUCGGCUUGUCACUAUGGUGACAUCUGACCUCCAGUCAGGAUUUAAGGAAGUGAUCUCCACCACUGGGCAGCGAAGAAGGAGUCGAUGGACUUUGGGAGGGGCUAAAGGGUUAAAAGGCGAAGCCUCCGUUCUGUGCUUGAGCACACGGUGGGAAAAGUCCUCUGCUCCCAGCGCUGUAACAUUUUCUCUAUUCAGCCUUCUGUUGUAUUUUUGAUAAGGUUUAAUAAACCUUUCUAAAUUU
This is a messenger RNA of Vidua macroura (Pin-tailed whydah), 3124 nucleotides long. It is a transcript of the gene TNFSF4, whose product is annotated as TNF superfamily member 4. The transcript is spliced from 3 exons. Gene Ontology annotation, molecular function: cytokine activity. The coding region runs from base 1 to 591 and encodes 196 amino acids. The record is from RefSeq and is a predicted model, not a curated record. NCBI's taxonomy places the organism in Eukaryota, Metazoa, Chordata, Aves, Passeriformes, Viduidae.